This is a messenger RNA of Diospyros lotus (date-plum), 2131 nucleotides long. RefSeq lists its product as uncharacterized. The transcript is spliced from 2 exons. Bases 1026 to 1877 code for a protein of 283 amino acids. The record is from RefSeq and is a predicted model, not a curated record. Lineage: Eukaryota; Viridiplantae; Streptophyta; Magnoliopsida; Ericales; Ebenaceae.
GCACGUAUCAGUUUGCUAACUAUCCCCUAAUUACUGGAACCUACCCUGCUGACCUUUUGUUUUCUCAAGACAGUGGAUCUACAAGUUUGAAUCUACUUGAUAUGAAUGGCAUUCCAUCGGCCUUGGUCCUUCUUGCGCUUGGGGUUACUUUGCUGCUGGUCCUGCCAAAAAUCGUGGCAAAUUCAAAGGAGAUUGAGUUAUUUGCUCACCCUUCAAGAUGCAAACUGGGGACAGUGUGGCUCCUACCAACUCCAAAAAGGGGGAGGCAGCCAGCAGCCUGAUACCCUGGUGGUCCUAUCAUUUACACUAAGGAACAAGCCAUUCAUUGUCCGGGGCCUAACUUUCAACAAGAAAAUUGAGGAAACUAGGCUUCGCGAGGGCGCAUUGAUAUUCCCUCCCACUUUGCGAAUUAGUGUGCUCCACAUUUAAUGAUCUUGUUUAGGGAAUAUAGGCCACCAUAAUAACUCAGGAAACAGUCCUUGUCCUAUUUAUUAUUUAAUAAUUGCAGCAAAGUUUCUUCUAGGUAGGUUGAGUUCUAGGCCUAGUCACAUCUCUUCUGCCAGUGUUGUUACCUUCACUUUAGGUAGAAAAAACUAUGCAAAAUAGGGCUGGACCUGAAUAGAAACUAAAUAGUUUUCAAUUCUCAUCAGUAUUAUAGUGGUCUAUUGAGUGACUAGAACCGAAAUUUAUUUGAGAACGAACAUUAUAUUUAAAUUUUUAUAUAUUUUCUUGAUAGGUAGAUGUGUUGUAUAGAUUGUUGCCUGUUAUUAUUUUUUUUUUGAAGUGAUCAUGAAUUCUUAUUAAAAAAAAAAAAACAAUAAAAGGGUGACAGCACUAAGUAUCCAAAGUUGGAUGGGGGUGGUGUUUUAUGUCAAACCCCCAGGAACAAUGCCAUCCCUCAGUCCCGGAUCCCAAUACACAGUCCUAUACCCCGUCCCCUUAUUUUGAUAUACCCUAAGGGCAUCAUCAACAGGAUCUCUCACACUUUUACUCUGAUCUGAGCAGAAUUUGCGCCGUUUACCCAAAUGGGUUGCUGUCUCAGCACCGGCACCGCGCCCGCCCCCUCCGGUGUUGCCACCAAACCAAACCCAGAUGUUAUUUCCCCAAAUGGGCGUCGCCAUCCGCCGGAAUCUGACGCCAUCCGCGGUGCUCCUUCACCUCUGCCUCCUCUUGAAGAAGAAACUGUGAAGGAAGUGCUCUCCGAAACCCCCAUCGCCAAGCCCGCUGUUCUGGCGGCGAAUGACCAGUCUGUGAUGAGUAACCGGAAAGUGCCGGUGAUCGAGGAAGUAAUGGUGGAACCCAGUGCCGUGAAUCGCCCGGCGGAGGAGAUGGUCUCCGUCUCCGAGGUGUCCGAGGUUUCGGAGAUGUGUAGCUUCAGCGAGAGCUUGUCGACGGUGGCGGAGAAGAGGGACGACGACGGCGAAGUCACUCAGCGUGUCCCGAGGUCUCCGGCGAAGAUCCCGAGAAAGCGCGCCGUCUCCAGCGGGGCCAAGGAGAGAGGGAUCAGAUCUCCGGCGAGACGCGCCGAGCUCUCGCCGGCUAAAAGGACCCACAUCGCGCAGUCGAAGCCAGUCCGAGCCCCCGCGGCGGCUUCCCGGCGCAAUGUGGGGCCCCCAAACGCUCUCCGGCGGGACCCCGGCGAGAGUUCCACGCGCAGGUCUAGGUCGCCGGCAACACGCGGCGAGAUGGGGCAACCUCGGCCGGUGAGAUAUAAAAGCCCGGCCUCAACCUCUGCCGAAAGGUCCAGUCUCCGGAGAGCAGGGGCGCGGGCGGAGGACGGCGGGGAGGAAGAGAAACGGAACGAGGAGGUACUGCCGGAGACAACGGAGUCGCUGGAGAACCCUCACGUUUCUCUGGAGUGCUUCAUCUUCCUCUAAAAGGCUGAAAAUAGCUGCCCCGAACGAGGCUAUAUUUGUCUUUUUGGUUUGUCCGGCGGACGUCCCCAUGAAACGCCGUCGUUACGCCUGAACCCCACAAUUUGCGUUAGCUCUGCUCACAACACAUUAGGCCUUUUCUCUUUUCACUUGUAGAUUCUACUCUCCACCUUCUCAAUAGUAAGUAAACAGUUAGUAUAUUUUAAUUUGAUAAAUUCCCAUCUCUUCUUGAUGGCCGCGCGGCUGCACAUGCCAAC